This is a messenger RNA of Sclerotinia sclerotiorum 1980 UF-70, 189 nucleotides long. RefSeq lists its product with no specific name. NCBI's taxonomy places the organism in Eukaryota, Fungi, Ascomycota, Leotiomycetes, Helotiales, Sclerotiniaceae. The coding region runs from base 1 to 189 and encodes 62 amino acids. The record is from RefSeq and is a predicted model, not a curated record. The transcript has a single exon.
AUGAACUUCUUAAACUUACCAAAGAAAUGCCUUUGGGAAGGUAUGAUGAGUUUGAUGUUUAAUCAUAAUUUCAAGGGUUUCGAAGUUCCAGUAGCUAUAGCGGUGGAGUUGACGUUGAGGUAUAUUUACAUCGGUAAUAUGAAUAAUCCAUGGUCAAGAAAGAUGACAGUAAUGGAUAAAAAGCCAUGA